AUGAAUUAUUAUGUUCCAGAAACACCAAGCUAUCCGUCGUACCCGAGAAACGGAUUGUCCUCGACAUUAAAUAACUCAAAGGGUACAAAGUUUUUGCAAAGUUUAAGCACAAGUAAUCAUUCUAAUCAUUAUAAUUCAGAGAUUUUGAGAAGCAGUAAAUAUGUGGACUUUGACCGUUCAUUCAAUUAUAAAGUUCCAGAGAACAAUGCGAGUAUUUUUAAUAUUCAAAAUGAUUUAGAUAGGUUUGAGGUGGAUGAGUUUCAUAUCAAUAAUAUUAGUGGCACGAAUACUACAAUUACUUAUUCGUUAGUACCAGAAUGGAUUAAUAACUGCUGUUAUGGUACAAUCCAAAACAAAAAGACUGAAUAUGGGAAGAAUCAAUUUGAAUUUUCAGGUAAAUCUUCAGGGGUUGCAGAGGUUCAAUAUAAUGGAAAUUUUGGUAGUAAUUUUCAAGAAGAGUGUUAUUCAGUUAAAAAUCCGUUUACUAAUACCGAUGAAAGUACUAAAGGAAAUUGUAGUAAUAAUAAUAAUAAUAAUAAUAAUAAUAAUAAUAAUAAUAACAGUAGUAAUACUAGUAUUCAUAGUAAAAGACCAAGACAUUUUUUCUGCUUUUCUUGUAACCAGUUUAAGCCGAGAAGCACAAAGGCCAGAUUUAAAGUUUGUAAACACGUAAGCUGUUAUCAUUGUUUAAGGAAGGCUUUGCAUGUGGAAUAUUGGGCAGCAAAAAAUGAUAUUUGGGACAAAUGCAGAGCUGAAUGUCCAUUCUGCCAUAUUUCUUUAGACUGGACAAAGAUGAAACCUUAUAUAGUUUUAUCUCUGGAAGCAAAACAAUUUCCACUUAUGUCUCUUUGUGAUGCUGAAGAGAGGCAAGGAGAAGCCUUUCAAGUGAUUCAAUCUUUUUUCCCCAAGGGAGUACCUUCUCACAUUAUAUAUGGUAAUAAGAUCGACUUUUCCGUCAAACCAAAAGUAACUCAAAUUCUAUUUGGCUAUUAUUUAGAACUUAUAAAUAGUCUGGAUUCUUAUGAUCAAUUCUUCCAGCCAGAGGGAGAUUUGUUGGGCUUGAGCUCGAGUAACAACACUAUCAUCGAAAGCCAGCUCGAUAUUAAUGCCGGCUCCUUCAGCAACAACGGAAGUAAUUUCAUAAGAAAGUUUGAGCCUCAUUCUCAAACUAGUACAGACCCAAAUCAUUAUUCCAGUGCUACGAGCUGCAAAAGUGCUUCUACAACCACAAGAGCCUCUACUGCUACCAACACUUCCACUACUGCUACCAUUAAUACCACCACAGUUUCCUCCCACAAUAUCAGCACUUGUGCCAACAUUGCUACUUCUGUCUCCUCAAGCACUUUAGAAAGUGAAGAAGAGGUUACUACAGAAUAUGAAGUGGAAACAGAAAUAGAAGAAAAGGAUAGAAACCAUAAUGGAGAUGUCAUUUGGGCCAAGACCUAUGACAUUUAUCCAGACAUUUUUGUCUCUUGGAGGAGAAGUAUUCUUUAUCCUUCACUAUGA
Molecule: messenger RNA, 1506 nt
Organism: Cryptosporidium ubiquitum
Lineage: Eukaryota; Apicomplexa; Conoidasida; Eucoccidiorida; Cryptosporidiidae
Product: RING finger domain-containing protein
Exons: 1
Coding region: 1-1506 (501 amino acids)
Source: RefSeq, a predicted model, not a curated record